GUUCGAGAGGAGAGCUGGAGGCUGCAGACCCACCCCUGGGACUCUGGGGAAGACGACAGCUCCUCCCACUGAGACAACCCUCUCCAUUUUCCGAACCCCUACUCUCUAGCCCACCCAUAGGCCUGUGACCCGCAGGGGCGCUGCGGGGACCGAGCCGGGAGGGGCGGGGCCGCGGCCUGUGCCACCCCUACAGUGCUGAGCCCUUCCCGGAUACCGCGACAGAUGCUUCGCGCUGUCAGAUGGCGGCCCGCGGGCUCCUAAGCUGAGGAAAGUCUCCGAAGGGACCCGCACCAUGGGACAGCGCGCAAAGCUGGCGACCGGCGGCCCGCGGAGUCCCCGGAGCGCACGUGCAGGGCUGCCCCUGACGCUGCUGCUGCUGCUAGGGCUCGUGCCCCAGCGCCCUGCAGAGAGUCCCUGGGGGCUGCCCAUUGUGGAUGAUGAUGCAGCAUCCAUGGCAAAGGAGCUGAUAGCACAACUGGCCAACCUGAAGUUAGAAUUUAAGCCAUGGCCUGGAGGGACCCAUUCUCUCCACUACCACUACCUGACUCUGUCAGAACCAGGCUCAAACCUCCCCGACUUUCUGGCUGUGGGUUAUGUGGAUGACCAGCCCUUCAUCCGGUAUGACAGUCGCCUGGGCAAGGCCAAGCCCCAGGCCCUGUGGGUGGCACCUAUAGAGGCCCAGUACUGGGAAAUGGAAACCCAGAAGCAGAGGGGCUGGGAGAAGGUGCAGCAGGUGGAGAUUUGGACUAUGAUGAGAUACCACAACCGGAGCAGCGGCUUGCACAGUACACAGCGCAUGUUUGGCUGUGAGAUCCAGGAGGAUGGCAGCACCAGCAUCUUCUGGCAGUUUGGCUUUGAUGGGCAGGACCACCUGUCACUAGACCUGGAGACACUGAGCUGGGUGUCAGCUGAGCCUGCAGCCAUACUGACAAAGCGCAGGUGGGAGAUGGAGCCUUGCUAUGCUGAGUAUGACAAAGCCUACCUGGAGAGCCUGUGCCUCAUCUCCCUGCACAGAUACCUGCAGCUGGGUGGCCAUAAUCUCACCCAGCAAGAGCCGCCUAAGGUACAAGUGACAAAGCACCUGGCCCAGGAUGGGUGUGCCAUGCUGAAGUGCUGGGCCCUGGGCUUCUACCCAAAGGACAUAACACUGAGCUGGUGGCUAGGUGGGGAGGAGCUGACCCUAGAGACUGAGCAGGUGGAGACACGGCCCAGUGGUGAUGGCACCUACCAGACAUGGGCAGUCAUGCAUGUGUGCAAGGGGGUGGCAGAGACCCAGUACACUUGCCACGUGCAGCACCCCAGCCUGAACAGCACACUCAUUGUGGCCUGGGAACCACCUUCUUGUUGUGGACCCAAAGCUGUGAUUAUCAUCACCAGUUUGUUCAUUGCCUUAUUGGUGGCUGGGAUUGUGUUUUGGAAAACAUGGCUUCAAGCCAAGAAAAAGACAUCUUACAAGCAAGCCCCAGGUGAUUGUGUGAUGGAACUAGCUGGUGGGGGGAACUCCAAGGGUGGAGAAGACCCCCAAUAAUCCCAAAGGCCAGUGAGAGAAGGGGCUGCCCAGCAUCUCUGCUGAUUGAUGUUCACUGCUACAAGACCAAGGAGGGGUUUUUUGGGGUGUUUGAGGGGCUGGAGUUCCCUGUACUUACUGGCUGAAAAUUGUCAUUUGACCA
Molecule: messenger RNA, 1670 nt
Organism: Choloepus didactylus (southern two-toed sloth)
Lineage: Eukaryota; Metazoa; Chordata; Mammalia; Pilosa; Megalonychidae
Product: H-2 class I histocompatibility antigen, Q10 alpha chain-like
Exons: 8
Coding region: 293-1528 (411 amino acids)
Biological process (GO): immune response
Cellular component (GO): external side of plasma membrane
Source: RefSeq, a predicted model, not a curated record